AUGUAUUUCUUAAUUUUAUUCCACGCUACACUGACACUUAAAGGAGAUACAUUUUGGACUACAAAACCCAUCACAACGCCGAAGCUGUACGUAUUGACGUCAAACCCGAGCGUCCUUAUAUACGUAACAUGCCCGGAUGUCGGUCUUUUUUUCAUAGCCAAGGUAGGAGACCCUUGCCUUCAUGCUACUGUAGUAAUCAAAUCUGUUUUCAUCUGCGUUACAGAUCAAAAUGACACUCACUAGACUUUAGGAGAUGAAUUAUUGUAUUUCAAAGAUGCGCUAAAUGUCCUUAUUACUUUGAACUGAUUACCUUGGUACUGUUUAAUGACCUGUUUGGUUGACGAGGCCGCCGGCUAGCCCUCCUGCUAUCGUUAGCUCGCUACAGGAUAGAAACACGUUGUCGCUCAUUUGGUGUUUGUGUAGUAAACGGAGAAAUUUACGCUGUCGCUUUCAUAAUUUCAAUCGCAUAAGACUAAAUUGACAUUUUGAGGACACAAAGGUCAACAUAUUAGCCAGAGUGCGACUGAGCUGUAGCCAUGAUACCAAAUGCUAGCAUAAGCUAACACCUGGUGAUGUGUCUGUUUGACGAGUAUAGUGAGUUUUGUGCAUUGUGGACAAUUUUAAGCCCAGUUCGUUAGUGGGAUCUGCUUAGGCAGCGUGCCAACUAAACAGAGACCACUUACAAGAUCCAGACUAAAGAUUUUAGUGACCGGACAUUCAGGUUGAAACUCAGGUCAGAGCAUCUAUCUGUAACAGAAGUUGAAUCUUCUGGGGCUGCAAAUGUUUUGGUUUCAAAUCCACAAAGAUUAAAGAUUGUAGAGUUUUGUGUGAUGACAUUGCAAGUAACACUGCUGCUAUUAAUACUAAUGUCUGUUCCAAUUUGUGUCAGAUGGCAGAGGGAGACAAGAAGCCCGAGAAGAAGCCUGACAAGAAGGUUGUCAAGAAGAAGCAUGGGAGCCGCAACCCAGUUCUGGCUCGGGGUAUCGGCCGCUACUCCCGGUCUGCAAUGCACGCUCGUAGGGCCAUGUACAAGCGCAAGAGCAAGACCACUGAGACCAAGGUGAGAGGAGAUCUGUCAUGUCACAUACACAAUUAUAGAGGGAGUUAUUAGUACAACACAGUUGAUGGCAUCAUCAUCAUCAUCAUCAUGCUUGCUGCUGUUUCAGGUGGAGAAGAAGAUGAAGGUGAAGCCCCAGUUCACAGUUGUCAAGACUGUUGGAGGAGAUAAAAAUGGAGGCACUCGUGUGGUCAAGCUGCGCAAGAUGGUGAGUAAUGCAGUAACCUUUUUAAUUCUUUUAGAUAUAAAGUUUCUCGUGCUUGUGAUGCAAAACUUGUUGCGGGCUCAAGAUUGAGUUGCUAUAGCUCAACUUAAAGUCUGUCAGCUGUCGUAGCUGUUAUAGCUUUUCAUGGAUGUAGUCGGAGAUUUUCAUUUAUUUCGUUGUAUCAUCUCAUGUAAACCUUCAAUAAUGUACUCUUCUGCUGUAGCCCCGCUACUACCCCACAGAGGAUGUUCCUCGCAAGCUGAAAAGCCAUGGGAAGAAACCUUUCAGCCAGCACAAGAGGAAACUGCGAGCCACCAUCACUCCAGGAACUGUCCUCAUUCUUCUCACCGGUCGCCAUCGUGGAAAGGUAAAAAACCAUGCGGAGACACUCAUCCAAGAAAAUCUGUGCUCUCAGUAAACAUUGGGGAAUCGUCAUUAGAAGCACUGCUUUUAGUGCUCUGGAUAAUUUAAGCUGCAUAAGUUAUACCCAUAAAUGUAGAAAUUUAAGUCAGACUUUGAUUAUAAGAGGCAACAUACUUCACUUGACAAUAAAAGAAGAUUUUAGAAGGAUGACAGCAAACAGCCAGACUUGAACUUGUGAGCCUGAAAAGAUGAUGAAGAGCCGCUAGACCUUCAAAUUGGGAUACACUAAAUUGAGUGCGUAAACAUUAACUUGAGUAUAAUAGUACUGAUCAGGGUUCGAGUGUCCCGAUAUUGUGUUUGAGCAGGUCAACAUAUCCUGAUUUAAAAAGGAAAAAAUUAGGAUAUGCAAGUAUCCUGGUUUUGCUACCUGUAGAAUUUCAAGAAACAUACUGUGAUAUGUAUAUACACCCCAUUCUGGUUUAUGACAGCUGAUGAGUUCCUGUGCAGGUGCAACACAGUGGAUAAAAACAUGGGAUCAGCCUGUCAUGCUCAAUAAAUCCUAAGGGGGGAAAACUGUCCGGUAUAUCCACAGCAACAGCCACUAUUGUCUCUGUCCGCAGUUUAUUUAAGUACAUAAACUAAUACAAUCUGGGCAAGUGACCUGACACCCCCCCAAUACAUCACUGAUAGUGUACUGGAGGGGGAUGUCUACUAUAUUCAUUCAAUAAGGAAAACUGGUGUUUCAAUCCAGAGGACAGACUUGGAGAAGGCUAACAGCGUGACCCGCGCUGUGGCUAUUUUAGUGCACUUGCUGAUAUAUUAUAGUACAUAAUGCCUCAACAUGCUAAAUAAGACAGGAGGAGAACCAGGCGAAGUUACAAGACAGUGUAGAUCUGUGUGUUGUUAACAUUGAUCUUUUUGUCUAUUUCCUUACUGUGAUCAGAGACUCAAGUUUGUGUUUGAGUCAUUUAGAACUGUGGAGCUCCUACAACAGGGAAAUUAAGCUUCAUACAGGCUGACCAAAGAUGUAUAUCAAAACAUCAAGUCAGUCUGUGGUGACCCGAUCUGCUCUGGGUGGGGAAGAGAAUGGAUAUAGUGAUCAGAAAUGAGAUGCUAGUAUUGAUCAUGUAAACGGAAACAUGAAUAACUUUAGUGCAAGUAAACAAAUCCUGAAUGUGCUAGAAACUGGGUUAAGGUUCAUUAAGGUACAUUAUUGAACAUUGAUUAUUGAAUUUUCCCUCUGGGAUAAAUAAAGUUCUUCUCUCAUAACUGUGAUAGUCAAGUCAUGUAAAUGUUGUCAUUGAUAGAGAAUCCCCUCUUGGAGAGCUGCAAUGCACUGUCAAAUGUUUAACUUGCAGGUUGACUGAGGAUAUAGCAUAAACUCUAAAAUUAAUCCAAAAAACUCAUGGCACAUAUGUCCUGUUCACACUUAAAGCAUGCCUGCCGUCACACACCUACACAUUUGAACAUCUUCCGUCAAUGACAUUUAGCCUACAAGAAAUGGAAACUGUGAUCCCACAUACAAGCCUGUACGUCUCUCUUGUAACUGCUUUUGAUUUUUUCAGUAACAGUGAUUAACAUGGAUCACCUCCAGCCUAGAUAAUAUAAUAAUAUAUCAGUUUAUUAAAAGGUUUUCAAUCUACCUUUGGAGUGUGAAUGAAGCUGCAGUGUUAAGACUAACGUUUUACUUGUUUGACUGAUGCUGACACCAGCAUAAACGUAACGCCCAGCAGUCGCACCAACCAGGGAUCCAGAUGCAAACAUGAUGUAAUGACACCUUUCUAAUUCAGAUUAGUCAACUGUUAUGCUAUAAACAGCACAAGUCACGUUUCAGGCCUUAACCUACUAAAAAGUCAAUCUAUAAAAAGUUUCUGCAGGUUUGAGGCCUUUUACAAAAGAACACAAGUUGAUGUCCAAUUAUGACCAAUUUUGAAGAAUAAGUCAUUCAUGAACAGCUGUGUGAACACUAACUACAGGUACUUUUAUGUAGAUCAGGGGUGAGAAAUCAUGUGCCAUGGAGGGUCGAGAGGCUGCAGGUUUUCUUUCCAACCCAAAACUCCACCAGGUGAUUUCACUGAUUAGUCCCUGCUCUCUGCUUGGAGGUAAGGUAAUCAGUGAAAUCACCUGGUGGAGUUUUGGGUUGGAAAGAAAACCUGCAGCCUCUCGGCUCUCCAUGGCACAUGAUUGCCCACCCCUGAUGUAGAUUGCUUCUGUACUUAAUAUGUGGCCAUUUUCAGAAUUAGAUGCUCACAAAGUAAAAAAUCAAACAGGAAAAUUUCAAAAUUUUCUCUAUUUCUUUAUAUCUAAAGUUUUUGGUCCAAGUCUCUCACAGUAAUUGGUUACUUAACAUUUAUAGUCUUGAUUUUAACUGGCAGUGAACUCAAAUCAGACAAAACUGCACCAUUUCUCUGUGCUUUGGUUCUAACACCUGGAGAUGUCUGAUUCUCAAAAUUAGCAACAAGUCUGAAGAAAGAUGAAGCCUGUGGCAUUAACUGAAAGAACCUUUAUCUGUGCAGCGCAUAUCACAGUUUGUAUUUUACAUUAUUUUUCCCCCUUUCAGUGUCGUUGAUGAGGCCCUUUUUUUGAAUUGGAAACAGUAGGAGAGAGAGAGCUGCUGUCUGUCAACACUGGUUUUAAUAGGAGUCAUGGAUCACAUUUUAUCAAAAGAUACCGACCAAAACAAUUGAAAUCAGUGGUGCAUCCUUAUUGUGCGUGAAAAUAACAAGCAGCUUGACACAUCACUAUAACCACACGCCCUCAGCACCACAGAUACUGUCCCUCCCUCCCACACUCAAUGCUACACGAGCAAGUUAUAGAAGCAGGCCCGGGUGCCCACACACUUUGAGUGGUGGCUGACCUAAAUAAUGUUUUUGCCAUCAAACGGACAGGUAAAAAGCCCUCUGGAUAAAGCAGGCAGUGUGUCAAGUCUAUGUUUUAGAUCUGUUUAAAGUUUUUUGUAUCUUUAUACUGUUUUAUACAGAGGGGUACUCUCCUUAUCUCCAAGGGAGUUUAUGUAUCACGUGGGUCCAAAGAAGAAGCUGGUUGCUGCAAAAUCUGUUCCACUCACCUCUGACCAAUGAUAUUUGUUUGUGCUUUUAGCGCGUGGUGUUCCUGAAGCAGCUCUCAAGUGGUCUCCUGCUUGUCACUGGUAAGGAUGUGUUUCUACCUCCUUAAUUUUAAAGUAAAUGUCUCCAUUAUUUGAAGAUGAAACUAACUGUAAAAUUCAUUUUUUAAUCUUGAUUUUCCACCCCUCGUAUUUGUAGGUCCUCUUGCCGUGAACAGAGUCCCCCUGCGCAGGGCUCACCAGAAGUUCGUCAUUGCGACCAACACCAAAGUCGACAUCUCUGGCGUCAAGAUCCCCAAAACUCUGAACGACGCUUACUUCAAGAAGAAGAAGCUCAGGAGACCCCGUCACCAGGAGGGAGAGAUCUUUGAUACAGAGAAAGAGGUGAACUUCUUGGAUAUUAAAAUACAUUUUUACCACUGUUGUGAGAUCUGCCUUAAUACGCCCCAAACCCUGGUUUAACGGCCUUCUUCUCUUCUGUCUACAGAAAUACCAGCUGACAGAGCAGAGGAAGAUGGACCAGAAGAAAAUAGAUGCCCAGCUUCUGCCCCUGAUCAAGAAAGUUCCCCAGAUGAAAGGGUACCUGCGCUCCUCCUUCUGCCUGUCUAAUGGAGUCUACCCACACAAGCUGGUUUUCUAA
This is a messenger RNA of Xyrichtys novacula (pearly razorfish), 5329 nucleotides long. The record is from the annotation of a GenBank genome assembly. NCBI's taxonomy places the organism in Eukaryota, Metazoa, Chordata, Actinopteri, Labriformes, Labridae.